This is a messenger RNA of Metarhizium album ARSEF 1941, 894 nucleotides long. Its product is annotated as aldehyde dehydrogenase. The record is from RefSeq and is a predicted model, not a curated record. Lineage: Eukaryota; Fungi; Ascomycota; Sordariomycetes; Hypocreales; Clavicipitaceae. Gene Ontology annotation, molecular function: aldehyde dehydrogenase (NAD+) activity. The transcript has 2 exons. The coding region runs from base 1 to 894 and encodes 297 amino acids.
AUGCGCCGGCCCCUCAAAACUGGGCAUCUCGCGGCAUCCCCCUCCCACGCUAAGAAGCGUGCCGAGACCUCCUCUCCUCCAGGCUCCUACACUCUUGUCGACAUUCUACUUGGCCCUUUACUGCUGUCGAGUCCAGUAGCGUCGCGCAUCGUGGCCCUCGAGGUGCAGCUCAAAGGCCCCAAAGGGGUGGAAUUCACGCUUCCCCGGGGUUCUUCAUCAACGACGAAUUCGUCAAGUCGACGUCGUCGCAGGCCAUGGCCAGCAUCAACCCAAGAAAGCCGACGCGGUCACGUCGCAGCACCGGCCUGGCCUCCGGGAGUGCUUGAGUCAACGUCGUCAACGGCCUCGGGCGCGACGCCGGCGCCGCCCUCGCCGCCCUCGCCGCCCACCCGGUCGGGGCAUCGACAAGAUAGCCUUGACGGGCUCGACACCUUUGCCGCCGCCACCACCCACGGGCCCCAGAUCUCGCUGGCCCAGCACGACAGGGUGCUCUCGUACGCCGAGGGCGCCGAGCGCCAAGCGCCAGGGCGCCCGGCUCGAGACGGGCGGCGGCGGCGGCGGCUUCUCCGUCCAGCAGACUUUCUUCGACGCCACUCCCGGCAUGGUCCUCUUCAGGGACGACGUGUUUGGGCCCCUGUCACCAUCACGCCCUUUGACGACGAGGCCCACGCCGUCGCCCUCGCCAACGACUCCAUCUACGGCCUGGCCGCCGCCGUCUUUACCCUCGACGCCGGCACGCUCUGGGUCAACUCGUCCAACGAUUCCGAGGUCCACGUGCCCUUUGGGGGCGUCAAGCAGUCCGGAAUUGGCCGCGAGUUGGGCGAGGCCGCUCUCGCCGCUCACACCGAGAUCAAGGCUGUCCACGUCGACCUGGGCUCCAAGUUCAAGUUGUAA